AUACCCAUUAACAGCAAUCACCAAUAAGUAAUGGAACUACAAUCAUCAUGGGCUACUUUCUUUGCCGUCGUGCUUGCCACCGUCGUCUUCCUCCUCCGGGCCGUUCUGCUCCGCCGCCGCCGAGCUUACAAGCUGCCACCAGGACCAAAGCCAUGGCCGAUCAUCGGCAACCUGAACCUCAUCAGCUCGCUGCCGCACCGCUCCAUCCACGAGAUAUCCAAGCGCCAUGGCCCCAUCGUGCAGCUCUGGUUCGGCUCCUGCCCCGUCGUCGUCGGCUCCUCCGUCGAGAUGGCCAAGCUCUUCCUCCAGACCAACGACGCGGUGUUCGCCGACCGCCCCAGGACCGCCGCCGGCAAGUACACCGCCUACGACUGCACCGACAUCACCUGGUCGCCCUACGGCGCCUACUGGCGCCAGGCGCGCAAGAUGUGCGCCGCCGAGCUCUUCAGCGCCAGGCGGCUCGAGUCGCUCGAGCACAUCCGCCACGAGGAGGUGCGCGCGCUGCUGCGCGAGCUGCACGGCUCCGGCGCGGCGGGGAACGCCGUGCAGCUCAGAGACCACCUGUCAAUGGCGGCGCUCGGCGUGAUCUCGCGCAUGGUGCUCGGAAAGAAGUACGUCGAGAAGCAGCCGGCAGGAGGCGGAGCGGCGAUGACGACGCCGGAGGAGUUCAAGUGGAUGCUGGAGGAGCUGUUCCUGAUGAACGGCGUGCUCAACAUCGGCGACUUCAUCCCAUGGCUGGAUUGGCUGGACCUGCAGGGGUACAUCAGGAGGAUGAAGAAUGUGAACAGGUUGAUACACCGGUUCCUGGACCGUGUCCUCGACGAGCACGACGAGCGACGGCGGCUACAGGGGGAUGGCUUUGUGGCCAGGGACAUGGUGGACAUUCUCUUGCAGCUCGCCGAUGACCCUAACCUCGACGUUCAGCUUACCAGGAAUGGUAUCAAGGGUAUUACCCAGGACCUUGUCACUGGUGGUGCGGACACCAGUACGGUGACCGUGGAAUGGGCCAUGUCGGAGGUCCUGAAGAAUCCGGCGAUCCUCGCCAAGGCCACCGAGGAGCUAGACACCAUCGUCGGCGUCGGCCGCUUGGUGACGGAGGGUGACAUACCACACCUCCCCUACAUCCACGCCAUCAUGAAGGAGACGAUGCGUAUGCACCCGGUGGUGCCGCUGCUGGUACCCCGGAUGUCCCGUGAGGAUGCCUCCGUCGCCGGCUACGACGUCCCCGCUGGCACGCGCGUGCUCGUCAACACGUGGACCAUCGGCCGCGACCCGUCGGUGUGGGACUCGCCUGAGCAGUUCCGGCCGGAGCGGUUCGUGGGGAGCGGUAUCGACGUCAAGGGGCGCGACUUCGAGCUGUUGCCGUUCAGCUCAGGCCGGAGGAUGUGCCCCGGGUACAACCUCGGUCUCAAGGUCAUCCAGCUCACCCUCGCCAACCUGCUGCACGCCUUCUCCUGGUGCCUCCCCGACGGCGUCACCGCCGGCGAGCUGAGCAUGGAGGAGAUCUUCGGGCUCACCAUGCCACGGAAGAUCCCUCUCCUCGCCGUCGUCAAGCCCAGGCUGCCAGACCAUCUCUAUGCCGAGCCUUAAUGACGCGCCAUGCGUUGCAUGCAUGGAUGUACGUCUGUUGGUGUCUAGUUUGAUCGAGGUCAUUGCGUCUUCUGCAUUAAUUCCUGGAAGCUAUAGGCUCCAUUUCAAGGAUAUAUAUAACUCCCUAGUGCAUAGUUGCGAUGAUUUACGAAUAAUAGCACUAGAAUGGUUUCGUAUUGUAGUACUGCAAGAUGCAAGCUUAAAAUGUUGUCACCAGCGCUAUGGAUGUAUGAUAGUAUGUCCUAUGUUGGGACGGACAUAUCCAGUCCCUCCACCCUGCUAAAUAAAAGGGAUUCUAUGUUUGCCAUAAGUUU
Molecule: messenger RNA, 1904 nt
Organism: Oryza sativa Japonica Group (Japanese rice)
Lineage: Eukaryota; Viridiplantae; Streptophyta; Magnoliopsida; Poales; Poaceae
Product: dimethylnonatriene synthase
Molecular function (GO): oxidoreductase activity, acting on paired donors, with incorporation or reduction of molecular oxygen; iron ion binding; heme binding
Source: RefSeq, a predicted model, not a curated record